AUGCGGAAUGAACUCGGCAGUGAUCCUCUCCUGGUACCGGAACAAGACUCGGCACACCUCGCAGAUGAGCCGUUGUCGAUAUUUUCUGAAAGGCCUGCCGAAGGCCUAGUGGGACCUCUUGUGUGGUGCGACCAUAUGGACCUGUUAGCCACGAUGCAUGUCACCCCACAGGAAGCUAUAAGGGUCACAGUGCAGACUGGCACCCCUCAGCAGUGGCGUGGUCUCCACGGUGUCGGCGACGAGAAUGGCGAUAUAGCAUCGGUCUAUGUUGAGCAGAAGAAUACUAGAGCUGACACCACAAUGGCUGUGCUCAGACGAGCACACAGUGCUAAGGUCGUUGCCAUGGAAUGGGUGCUCACCCCGUUCGUGGUUGACGAGUCGUUGAAUGGAGACCACUGCUCUUUGAUUAACUGGCCGCAUAUUCGAAAUCUUGAUGAUGUUCGAGAUGCCAACAGAAGAGCUCUUGAGAAGGCUGACACUGUUGCGGAUUACGCAAAGUUGGUGUUGGGCCUUCAGCAGUUACAGCGGUACAUUGUGGAUGGUAUCAAUAUCCUCCUUCACGGGCCGUUGAAGAGCGCGGCGGCGGCCAUGAAGAAACUGGUCGGCCCACUUAAGGCGGAGAUGGAGGAGGAGGGAAAAGAGGCAGAAGAUGAUGUCGUCGCCCGAAGUGUAACAGAAGAGCUAAUUAGAUGCUUCCAUGGACUGGGUGUGCCUAGCCCAGCUCUUUCGAGGGCUUUGGAGACUAUUGGCUAUCAAACACAAGCAUUACAAAAGUUACAGAGAGAGCUUACUGAGGCUCUGGAUAUGUUCAGUGUUAUAUGUGCUCAUCAGCUAGAACCAGCAGUGGACACGUUGAUGGCCUCUGCACAUAGCAUUAGGCUUAUGGCACAUAAUGAUCAUUAUGCUGCUAUAUUGGGUGACGGUCAUGGAGGGCUCCACUGGGCUAUCGAUCAGCUCCUGACUGCAGGGGAACAUUUGACAGCUUUGCUUGAUGAGGCCUCCUCACAAGUGUCUUAUGCUAUUGGCUGUGAGUCCGACAGCAAGGGUGUGUUACUGAACCUUAUCCACCGACAGAGUGUGGCUCUGCCUCUAAUAACCCAGCUCGUGCGAUGGCAGCGCAUGGGUGAACGUCUGGGGGAGAUUGAUGAUGUGGAGUUGGACGAGAAGGAGAGGGUAUGUUGCCUCCCUCCCUAG
Messenger RNA from Perkinsus marinus ATCC 50983, 1194 nucleotides. RefSeq lists its product as hypothetical. The record is from RefSeq and is a predicted model, not a curated record. Lineage: Eukaryota; Perkinsozoa; Perkinsida; Perkinsidae. The transcript is spliced from 9 exons. Bases 1 to 1194 code for a protein of 397 amino acids.